CGUUCACAGCACAGAAGAACUGGAUGGGAUUUUCAUCUAGUGGGGGCACAGACCGACACUCAUAGAGCAGAGCUAUUUUCAUCUACCUCUCAACAACCUUGACUAUCCCGUACCCUGUAUACCUCACUUCAAACCUAUCGCAAGUGUUCUCUCCGUCAAGAUGCCCUCAACAUUACAAAAGGCCCGUAAGCACAUUGCGAAGAAGCGGAACGGCCAUGACCUAGCCCUACAUGAGUACUCCAGAGACUCAAAGCGCCUUCACAAGGCGUCCAUAAGAGAUCAGAAGCUGGAGAAGCUUCAUGCUUCAAGGAACAGGAAGGAGCAGCCGCUGCUUGACCGUGCUCGUUAUUUUCAAAAGGCUGUCCAGGAAAACGGGUCCGAGCCCCUCGAGUUGGCCGCCAUCCAGGAGCUAAUUCACAAGUUUGUGCAUCAGUAUGAUGAGGAGUACGCCGAGGUCAAGAAGACACGUCGGCCAGGACGUCCUGCGAGUCCCAAGGAGGACUUGCUGAAGCAGAAGAUUGCAACCCUUGAAGAGGAGUACAGGAUCGGGUUCUACCUUCCCGACCUCUUGGAUGCGUCCAACACACUCCUGCUCGAUCGCUGGGAGGGUUCAUGGUCUUACCUGACCUCGGUCGCCUGGGUCAAGAUCACAAGCGAUGGCAACAUCAAGAAGUCCAGCUUCCCGCCCACCGGCAGCUCUUGAGAACAACCGUUUUUGCCGGGGUGUUUUUGGCGUUCGGAGGAGGUCGUAUUGGGCCGUGAAUAGGUCUGGCUCUGGGGCGAGGGGGAGAAACCCCCAGCGAUUUGAUUGAGGCAACAAAGAGGGGUUCGCAUCGUCUCUGUUUUCCCUGUGCAAGUUCCAGGACGGCGCAAGCUGUAGGAGACGGGGGAUGCCCGCAGAAGGUGUCUCAGAC
Messenger RNA from Colletotrichum navitas, 914 nucleotides. RefSeq names its product translation machinery-associated protein 16. Gene Ontology annotation, cellular component: nucleus. The transcript has 4 exons. The coding region runs from base 161 to 703 and encodes 180 amino acids. Lineage: Eukaryota; Fungi; Ascomycota; Sordariomycetes; Glomerellales; Glomerellaceae. The record is from RefSeq and is a predicted model, not a curated record.